Entamoeba invadens IP1 is the source of this 345-nucleotide messenger RNA. RefSeq lists its product as hypothetical. Lineage: Eukaryota; Evosea; Mastigamoebida; Endamoebidae. Bases 1 to 345 code for a protein of 114 amino acids. The transcript has 2 exons. The record is from RefSeq and is a predicted model, not a curated record.
AUGUCAAACCAAUUGUCAUCAAGCAUGGUGUUUCACUUGGAAAUGUUUGAAUAUGUUGAAACAAAACACAAAUCGCCUUUACAUAAGAAGGCAGUCAAAACAGUCACAUACAUCACAUUGAACAAGCAAGACGAUAAGAAACAAAAACGGUGGGCUUAUCAAAAUCUCAAGAACAAGAAACCAAAAAAUAAAACCCAACACAUGUUGAAAUACGUUCACAAUUUGCUUUCAUCUGAUUGUCACAGACUUCAGUGCCUCUCAUUUCAGAGUUUUGUGCACGCACUCGACCCCUCAACAAGCAGUUCAUCGUGCAUUGCUGCGUAUCUCCCUUUGGUACUGAAGUAA